Messenger RNA from Leishmania mexicana MHOM/GT/2001/U1103, 1254 nucleotides. RefSeq lists its product as hypothetical. The transcript has a single exon. The record is from RefSeq and is a predicted model, not a curated record. Lineage: Eukaryota; Euglenozoa; Kinetoplastea; Trypanosomatida; Trypanosomatidae. The coding region runs from base 1 to 1254 and encodes 417 amino acids.
AUGUCGAUGUGGAAGGUUUCCCCUGUUGAUGGUGUGGACGGCGGCGACUGCCAUAACUACAACGCCUUCGCGUGGCAGCAGCUGUUCAGCAACCUCGGCCUGGACGGCAACUCCGUCCCCACAAAUGGUGAUGAGGUCAACACGACCCCUGGGUCGUGCUCUAGCCCCAUGAUUGGGCUCAAGGAGAGCAAUGCGAGUGCAAAAGACACAGCCCCGUCAGUCAAGGCUGAUGCUCACCACACUUCCUCGUUUGACUGCAGCCCAACUGUCUUGCAGGACUACGGGUACUCGAGUGAGGAUGGCCGCGAAUCCCCUGCCGACCAGGUUGGGUCGGGGAGAAGCACCACACCCUUCUACUCGUUGCCCACCACAACUGCCACCGCUAAGAGUGGCAGCGGCAGUUGUAUCGUGUCAACGCAAAACAGCAGCGACGCUACCGCUCCGUGCUUCUUCAUAAAUGGGGUGCGCCACAGUAUCGAGUCUCCCUGCAAGACGCCGGACUGGACGGUGGUACCAGGCUCGUCGUCUGCGCCAGCGAGGAAGGUAUCCGUGGAAUCCCUUCCGUGGGCCAGCACGCACAUCGGCCCGUCCCCCAAUCCGGCGAAGCCGGUUGUGGCAGGUAACAACUCUGGCGUGCCGUGUGCGUGGCUGUGCGCAGAACAGUCGGCGACGCAGUCGCAGUCCUCGACGAGUCUGCCUCUGUACGCGAAGCCUCUGACGCCGCCAGCUGGGUACGCGAUACCCGUCUCUCCGCCGUCGAGUGGGAUGGGAGGUGGAGUUCAGAGAAAGUUUACCCUGCCAAUGGGCUCGUCCACUUACCUGGCGAAGACGGUUUCCGUCAUGCAGCCACUCCAGACGUCCGCCGUGCCUGUGGCUCAGCAAGCAAGCACGCCGUCCUUCUUUUCGAAAAAGAAGGACAGCUCUGUGAACACCUUUGCAGACUGCUCGGUCUUGGGUUUCGUCUUCAUGGACGGGGAGGGUUGCCUACGCCUGGCUCCGCAGGGCAGCGCUGCUCCAGCAUCCGCCCUGUCGGCACUGCCCAUGAUGCACGUCCCUUGCGGGGCGACAGCGUCCUCUGGGAUGCCGCAGAUGCAGUACAGCCCAAGCACCAUGCCACCUCAGCCGUGGCGCCCCGCCGCUGCCCCCGUCGCUGCUCCCUCCGCGUCGCUCCCUCGCACAAUCUCCUCUGAGUUGUGGGGCAAUACCAAAGCAUGGGUGUUUCGCGAUGGCCGCUGGAUCUCAUUGUCUAUUUGA